AUGGAGCUUUCCUCCGGAGCCCCGCGGCCGCGGAAGAGCCGCGCGGCCGCGGCUGGACCGCGGCGCCUGGCGCAGCGGCGCGGCGGUGAGCGCCUGGCGCAGAGCCAGCGGCACGGGCCAGGCGCGGAGUCGGGUCUUUGUCCCCUUGUGGCCGCGCGGGCUUUGCCCUUCGCGGAGCCCUUCGACUUGGCCUUGGCGCUUCGCCGGCACCUGGAGGCCGCCACCGCGGCGGUGGCGGUGGAGCCGGGAGGGGCACCUCGAUGUGGGGGUUGGGCUCGGGACGGGGGGCAUUUGCAGAACCCCGGCCGGGUUCGGGACCCGAACAACACGAGGCGUGGCCAAGGCAAGGUGCUCUGCCGUGGCUGCGGCUGCUUCUUCGGCGAGGGAAACCCUCUGCGGACCCACGUUCAGAACGCCCAGAGCCGGUGCUUCAAUGCGGAGGCUGCGGAAUACUACCAGAAGGAGUGUCAGGAGGAGACGCCAGCACCGAAAGCUGCACGCCGUCUCGACGCGGGCAUGGAGGCUGCCAAAGCGGGGGACUUGGAAAAGCUGCGCCUGCUCAUAGAAGAUGGCUGGGAUCCCUGCACGGUGGACCACAACGGCAACGGCCCGCUGCACUGGGCGGCGGGCGCUGGGCACUUGGAGCUGUGCCGUUUUCUGGCGGCUCUGAAGAUGGACCCCGCCAAGCCCACGUCCAAGCACAACGGGCGCACGCCCCUGCACUGGGCUGCACGGAACGGGCAUGUGGCCGUGUGCGCCUUUCUCCUGGACCUCUGCGGUGACGAUAUGGUGGACGCGGAGACGGUGACCAAAGACACCGCGCUGAUGCUCGCGGCAUGGCAGGGCCAUGUGGAGCUCGUCGAGUUCCUCGCUCGGCGCCGGGCGGACCUCCAGCACCUGAAUGCCUCGGGCUGCAACGCCAUGCACAAGGCCGCGCGCAUGGACGGCGCUCAAAGCUCCCUGCAGAUGAUCCAGUACCUGAUGGCUGCGCGGGUGGAUGCGACAACUGUGAACUGCAACGGCCACAACGCGCUGCACAAGGCGGCGCAGUUCGGGGCCAGCGCGGCGGCCAGCUGCUUGCUGGACGCGGGGCUCCGGAGCCGCGAGGCGGUGGCGGUGGAUCGGGACCGCAACUCCCCCAGCGCCGUGGCCUUGGCCGCGGGCUUCCGCGGCCUCGCCGCGCGGCUCCGCCACGAGGAGGACCUCCUGUGGCUUACCCCUGCCGUCUACUUUCCGGCGUCGACAGACGCUGGACCUGAGCACCAUCCUGGCUGA
Messenger RNA from Effrenium voratum, 1275 nucleotides. The record is from the annotation of a GenBank genome assembly. NCBI's taxonomy places the organism in Eukaryota, Dinophyceae, Suessiales, Symbiodiniaceae.